Molecule: messenger RNA, 1471 nt
Organism: Mercenaria mercenaria
Lineage: Eukaryota; Metazoa; Mollusca; Bivalvia; Venerida; Veneridae
Exons: 4
Coding region: 140-1456 (438 amino acids)
Source: RefSeq, a predicted model, not a curated record
GAACUUUAUUGAUCGAUAUCCCACAAUGCACCGCGCGUGUAACACCGAUUGCGGACAAAGGUUACAGUGUAAAUAAAUAGAACGGUGUGUGAAAACUGACAGUAUUGCAAUUUCUAACUAAAUUUCAAAGUUUGUGACAAUGGAUAGUAGUGAGAGGAAGAGGAAAAUAGGUGCAACAAAACAUUGCGCAUAUGGAACGUGUAAUAGUGACUCUAGAUAUCCGGACCGAGCUGAAAUGCGUGAUGUGUUUUUCAUCAGAUUUCCUAAGCCAGGAAAAGACUUCGAAAAAUGUCAGCGAUGGGUGAAGGCUUGUUGCAGGGUAGGAUUUGAUGAGACCUGGGUGAAGAAAGACACUUAUAUCUGCAGUCUACAUUUUGUAGGUGGAAAUGGGCCAACAGAUUUACACCCGGAUCCGAUCCCGGCUAACGCCACAAAAUAUGAUGUACAACGGAUUAAGAAGACACCACGAAGACGGAUACAAAGGCGUCUGGUAUUGAAAGAAUCACCAAACACUGUCCUUAAACAGACUAGGUCAGAUAAUAAUCAAGCAUCACAACAACCUUUCAACACACCGGAUGGCCAAGAGACAGAUGAUCAUGAUAUUGCGACAAUUCUGCUGUCAUUGAGUGAAAAGGUUGAUAACAAAGAGAACAUCCCAGACGAGGAAAAUGAGCAGCCAUACAAUAAUCCAUACAUGACUGACGCGCGGGUUUCCAGUGAAAUCUUUACCGCAAGAAAACUGUGUACAAAAAGUUCCCAGACGGAAGCAGGAAGUUCCCAAGAGAUAGCACUUCGAAUAAAGAACAAAAUUUUAGAGAAUGAAAAUGAAAACUUAAAGUCCAAACUUGAAAUUUCACAAACAUUAACAAAAGACACAAAUGUAAAGCGAACAGUACAAGUGCGUUGCGACUUCGAUUUUUCGGAACUAGAAAAUGAUGACAAAAAAAGCAGGUUUUUCACAGGAUUAACAUAUUUACAACUACUUCAGUUGUGGAAAUUUCUGGCACCAGCUCUGCCACACUUAAAAUAUUGGAAUCGCAAGUCAGUGAAUAAAGAGUCGCUUCUCAUCUCCCCAAAAAAUGCUUUUUUAAUGACAUUAAUGCGUUUGCAUAAUGGAUAUACAAAUCAGGAUUUAGCUUACAGAUUUGGAACAAGUGCUGCAAACGUUUCUCAGAUAAUUCUGACUUGGAUUCAGUUUUUAUACAAGCAGAUGUUACCGUUAAAAAAGUUCAUGUUUGCGGAUCGUGGAAGAAUCAGGGAAUUAAUGCCAGCUUGUUUUAAAAAGUACAAAAAUCUAAGAUGCAUAAUCGACUGCACAGAAUUUUUUUCCCAGAGACCAAGAAAUUUCCAACGACAAGGGAAUCUUUUCUCAUCUUACAAAUCUCAUACAACGUACAAAGUACUCGUUGCCAUUGCGCCUAAUGGUUCUAUAAUGUAUAAAGGAAUUUUCUGUUGAUAUAUCUACCUCCAU